AUGGCGAGUCUGUUCGCGCGAUGCGUCCCGGGGUCGAUCGACGCGCUGGAGGCGGCGGCGCGAGGGAUGAUGCACGCGCAGCUCGCGCUCGGAUUACUGGGCACGAGCGCUGGGUUUCACGGCUCGGGGUACCUCGCGGGCGUGGUCGCGAUGUCCGCGCUAGGCCUCGUCGCGAUCGAGACGUCGACGAAAGCGUUGCUCAAGUACACGGCGGCGACGUAUUGGUUCACGAUAUGGCUCGAUAUCAUUUGGUUGGGAGUGUACCUGAGGGACGCGAUUGAUGAGACGAAAUGGACCAACUCUAUCCACCGACGAGGGAACGAGUUCGCGUGCGGAAUGAUUGUCAUGAUUUGUUUGCUCAGAAUCCCUCAGUUCUUCGUUUGGUGCAAGAUGUGGGAUCUGGGCUUCCGAUCAGGCGCGCCGCAAGCCUCGCGAUACGUUGAUUUCCAAGCCAACCCGGCCGCUCGUACUGAGUUCGGCUCUCCUCCGACUCCGAGCGGUUCGGCGUUUGCGCAACCGCCGCGAUCGCCGGCCCCGUCAUCCACGCCGCCGCCACCUCGCCCAGUUCAAUCGAUGGUGGUGUCGCCGACCGCUGUUGCUCCUCCAGCUCCUCUCGCCCCGCCCGCCGUUGUUUCCUUCACGCCAAGCGGUGGUGAUGCGUACCAACCGCAAUAA
Messenger RNA from Ostreococcus tauri, 675 nucleotides. RefSeq names its product unnamed product. The transcript has 2 exons. The coding region runs from base 1 to 675 and encodes 224 amino acids. NCBI's taxonomy places the organism in Eukaryota, Viridiplantae, Chlorophyta, Mamiellophyceae, Mamiellales, Bathycoccaceae. The record is from RefSeq and is a predicted model, not a curated record.